Messenger RNA from Dreissena polymorpha, 2093 nucleotides. RefSeq lists its product as uncharacterized. Gene Ontology annotation, biological process: peptidoglycan catabolic process. The record is from RefSeq and is a predicted model, not a curated record. The transcript has 8 exons. The coding region runs from base 440 to 1888 and encodes 482 amino acids. NCBI's taxonomy places the organism in Eukaryota, Metazoa, Mollusca, Bivalvia, Myida, Dreissenidae. Gene Ontology annotation, molecular function: N-acetylmuramoyl-L-alanine amidase activity; zinc ion binding.
UAACGGGCAUGUAACUGUAACUGUAUUGUUAAUCGUUGUUUUGUUAACCUAUAGAUCUACAUACAACAUAUAUUUUUCGCUAUAUUUUCAUUAUUUAAAACCUAAAAUACUCUGAUUAUUCUAUAAACAAAAUAACAUGGAAUAAUACAUUGACAUGUUCAUAGUAAAAUUCACCAAUUAUUGUGUUGAAUAUAAACGUUCAUUUUUAACAAACUUAUUAAUUUGGUGUGAGUCGAAAGUAUUGCGCUUUGGGAGGAUCACUGAGAACGUCACCAAUAUGAUGCCUGAAUAAUCACGGACUACGUUAUAAAGCGACUUAUCCCUCAUUCGGGAUGUAACAAUGUAUCCCUCAUUCGGGAAGUAACAAUGGCAGACAAGUGAUACUCAGGCCACACGUGUUUCUUAUUUUGAACGUCGAUUUCCUGCUGACUAAAACAUUAUGGCGGGUAUAGCCGAUGUGUUGACUGAGUCGGAAAGGACGAACUGGCUGAAAUCAUUGCUGGCAAUUGCUAUUGCAAAGUCUGGCGUAGAGAAAUUCGUUGAGAAAGAGGCUACAACUCUACACGGCAACAUAUACAACGCUAUCUUGUCAAGUGGCGCCGUCGCGUGUAAUGGCUGUCACACCGCAAACUUGCUGAAAUGCCCUACACGAAAAAUAUGCAUUAAAGUAGGAGCACAAUGCACAUCUAUGCAUGACACGGCGCUAAAACAACCACGACCAUGCCCUGCAAACGUUUGUAAUAGAGUUCUUGAUGAAAUUGCAAAGCAACAUAGAUUUUCCAACCCUUCUUGGAAAAACACAUCGGCGAAUCAUUGGUCAUCAAAUCCUUGGCAAAUAGCCAAGGCGUAUUUUCCUCCUGAUGGUUAUACUGAAACUAGUUCGGUACAAGAUACGGACUUCAACGGAAUCAUAAGUUUCAUGAUGAACUGCAAACACUUCAAUAACACGUUUUCGUUCCCCAUCGCUCCGGCAAAACCACAUCCGCCAUGCAUUUUAACAAAGGCGCGAGAAAUUUGCAGAACAAUACGCCAUUCGUCUACGUCCAAGGUUACAGACACAGUUCUCCAGGACAUUUUCAUAACACUGACUAGCCUGCUGACUGGUCCACAAUGUCUAGCCCACGACGCUGCUGCGCAGGAGGCUGCGAGUAAAUUAGCAAAGCUACAAUCCAACGUUCUGAAGCUUACAACGGCGGACAUUAUUAACUACGAAAACAGUUGUAAAGGGCACGGUGCCGAAGUUGAAUGGUUCAACUUUGAUGGAGAGUUGAUAUUUAACAAAAUUACACAAGAUCAAAGGCUAUGCGAUGCAGAAGAAGAGGAGUUAGUGCUUAACAUGAGCACUGUUACCGUGGUGACGAGAACUCAGUGGUAUGCAAAAUCCUCCAAAGAAGGCGCAAAAUAUAUGACGAUGCCAGUGAGCCACAUGUUCAUACACCAUACGGACAUGAAUGAGUGCGUCUCGCAAACAGAAUGUGUCAUAGAAAUGCGCAAAAUACAACAUCUUCAUCAGGAUAUAAAUGGAUGGGCCGAUAUCGCUUACAACUUUGUGAUCGGACAGGACGGUGGGGUAUAUAUUGGCCGAGGGUGGGAUCGGGUCGGGGCCCACACAUUGGGCUGGAAUAAUGUAUCCAUUUCAUUUGCAUUCAUGGGAAACUUUACGGAUAAACUGCCCACUGACGACGCCUUGAAAGCUCUUGAGGAAGCGCUUGUUCUUGGUGUGAAACUCGGUAAACUCACGCCCGACUUUAAGCUGCACGGUCACAGGGACGCAAGGCCGUCUAUGGAGAGCCCAGGGCAGAAGCUGUACGAUCGAAUUCGUAAACAUAAACACUAUGAGCCCAUCGGACCGAACAUUGUUACUGUCUCGCCGAAAUCUCCUGUAUGACAUUUUAAUAUAUGUCAACUUUUUGUAUCGUUGUCUUGCUUUUUUUGUUUAUUGACAUUAUUUCUUUUUUAUUAUUACUAUUAAUAUUGUUUGCCUGAUAUAUAUAUACACAUGUUAAGACUGGUUUGCAGAUGUAUCGUUAUCCUUCUCUUACACAAUAUCUAUAUUUUAGUGAAUAUAAAUUGUAUUACAUGAUAUAAGCUUU